AUGAGUAGAUCGGAUACUGACCCUUCUCUUUCUUCUAGCCAUGCAUCUUCCUCUUCCAGCCGGUCCUCGACGUCUGCUAGUAGGAGCGCGUCAUCGUCCCGCUCAACAAGCAGUGUUCCGGCUUCUUCGGCUGCCCAUUCGUCUUCAUAUCCUCCAUCGUCAUCACUACCGAGCACGCCCUCAACGGUAUCACUCACCUCCCCUGUGACGACAGCGUCUGCCACGUACUCCUGGACCUACUCAAAUACUGCGGUCUCGUUCCCUGUUGUCAGCACGCGGACAGCUACAUACUUCGCCACGACGGACUCGACGACGACGGUGCACUCGGCGACGACGAAGACGGUGCACUACACGGAGACGACCGUCACGAAGACGUCCGUCUGGACGCUCACCUACACCAGUCAUGGGCAGACGAGCGUCACCGUGCGCUCGUCCGUCAUUGUCUCCGGCUCGCUCAUCCCUGAGGUCUCGGCCGGCGAGGCGAUUUUUGCGCGCAAUCAUGGUGCCCUCGCCGGGGUGAUCCUCGGCUCGCUCGCUUUCCUCUCCCUCCUCGGCGUCCUGCUCGUCAUCGCGCUCCGGAGACAUCGCGCACACAAGGCCGCAGAGGCCGCCGUCGCCGAGGCACUUGCUAAUACCGCUCGGCGCCGCCCUGCGAACAUGCUCGCGGACGAGGACGAGGACGAUCUUCCGCCGGGCUCGCCUACCAGUCCGACCGGCGGCAUGGCGCAGGUCGGAGGCCCCGCUAGCUUACAGGCUGGCGGAUAUAACCGUCUCAGGGGUGGCAACGCGAGUUCCUCGGGCUUUGAUAGGAUGAACAGUUCCGGGCCACUCUCAGGGUUCAGCGAACAGAGCGCGCUGGCGGACCUCGCGUUGGGUUCAUCGAGCUACUACGCUGGUGCAUUUGCCAGUGCUGCCUCUGAGGACGGGCAUGGUCGCGAACGUGAGCAUGACCUCGCUGACGGCUCGCCUCCACCGAUGUCGCGCACGAACAGCGGGGACGAAGAUGCGCAGGCGAGCUCGAGCGACCACCUGAGUGCGACGCCACUGUUGGGAGCUGCUGCCGUGGCUAGGCCGGGACGAUCCGAGUCGGGCUCGAGGUCGAGGAGCUCUUCGGGGAUGGACCCUGCGGCGUGGUUGAGCGGACGCGACAUGGCGUAUGCAGCGGUGCCGAUGAGUGCGAAUGCCAGCUCGAAUGUCCUCUCUUCGCCGCCACACUCGCUGGGGAACCCACUGGACCCGUUCGCAGAUCCUGCACCGCAUCCGUACACUGACCCAGCUUUAGCGGCGGACUCGAGUGCCAAUCCGUUUGUGGACCCGGCGCCCCCGUCGGGACAGCGUCAAUCAUGGGACGAGUUCGCUGCGCUAGGUGCUAUGAGUGAUGCCGCUGCUGGAGCACAAGGCUUUGCGAGCGGUUCCUCAAACGGACAUGGUACGGGCUCUGGAGGGGGCACCGGCUCGGGCGGAUACAACUCGGGCGGGUCGGCCUACGGGCACACCGGCUCUACGCACGCACUUGGAAGCGGGCCUGGCUCGUCCAGUGGGCACGGCCAUGAUGGCUGGUCCUCGGACGGUCAUGGUAAGCAGGCGGACGGUCGCUCGAGCAACGGUCAUGGAGACGGCUACAACCUCACCGCGAGCAAGCGCUCGAGUCUGCUGCCCACUGUCCCUGGCGUCCCCCCGCCGACCGCGUAUCGCUCACCAGGAGAGGGAGAGGACAACGAUGGCAGUGCGGGCAAGAAAAGGAGACGGAGCUUCUUGGGCGUGAGCAGGCCGUGGAGGAGAGCGAGUGUGAGCGACUCGAGCGAGACGAGGGCGUCGUACGUCGAUGCACCGAGCUCGUUCCCCGAGUCGGACCCCCGCAGUUCGCAGUACACGGAUCCGCGUCUCUCUGCUGCGUCUAGCGGCGGCGGCGGACGAGCCCGAAGCGCGACAAUCAGCCCCGCGACCUCGCAGCAGGCGCUCACCGCACUGGGUGUGUCCAGCUCGCCCCGGAUGGCUGCUAUGGGCGGCAUGGAGAGUGCUCCUGGUACGCUCGGGCGCUCGACAUUCAAGCGACCGCAGUCGCCGACGCUCCCGCCAGGGUCGAUCCCGCCUGUGAUCAUACACAAUCAUGCACCCCCGGCUUAUCCGACGGCUGCAUAUUCCGUAGUCCCUUAUGGCUCAGGAACCUUGCCGCCCUCGUCGUACUCAAGUUCACAUCCGUACUCGUACGGCUUCCUAACGCCCUCGACCCAUUCAGAUGCUGCGUAUCCUUCCUCCUCGGACCUUCAUGGUGGACUACACCCGUGGCGAGGGCUGGCAGGAUUAUUUGGCACGCCCGACAUGCCGAGUCCUGCGCCGACGGAGACGAGUGACGCGGGCGCGCCUGAGGGACUGUUGGACCCCCGUCGAGUGGGCACGGUUGCGGGUGGUAUGGGUGCCGCUGGGAUGCGGAGUACGGGCGCGAUCAGCUUCAGGGAUGAGGUGGACUAUAGUAGGCCGAUCGGCGGGCUCGUGAACAAUCGUCAGCAUAGCCAGACGACGGUCCACACGACGAGCACGCGUCAUAGGACGUAUUAUACGGAAGACGAUGAUGAUGAUGACGACGACGCUGACCGCGAAAGCAUCGAGCCGCAGGGCCAUGAAGAGGAUGAAGACAUCUCGUAUUUGCACGGUCUCGUGUCAUGA
This is a messenger RNA of Fomitopsis serialis, 2667 nucleotides long. RefSeq lists its product as uncharacterized. Lineage: Eukaryota; Fungi; Basidiomycota; Agaricomycetes; Polyporales; Fomitopsidaceae. The transcript is spliced from 3 exons. Bases 1 to 2667 code for a protein of 888 amino acids. The record is from RefSeq and is a predicted model, not a curated record.